AUGCAAACGAAAGGUUUAUACAAAGCGCUUCUCGGGAAAGAAGUCGCACCGGAAGAGAUAGCACCGCUAGCAGGGGAUGCUUCAGACGAGCAGAAGGCCGAAUGGGAGGCAAAAGUUCAACAAAGAAAUAAACAAAUCGAAGAAAUUGAAGAAAGAAAUAAUACGGUAUGGUGUCAUAUUGCUUUAGCCCUCGACAAUAAUAGUCUUUUAUAUAUAAGACAUGAUUGCCUGUCAUCAGAUGGUGUUGGGAACGGGGAAAAGGCCAACUGUAGUAAGUCUAGUUCGUCAAAUUUCUCGAUUAUAGUUAAAUGAAAAUGAAAAAUUAUCCGAAUAUUUUAUACGAGCGCAAGAAUUAAUGUCUCGAUUAACCGAAGCUGGUGAAAAGAUAUCAGAAACACUAUUCAAUGCCUUAGUUAUAAACGGACUUCCAGAGAAAUAUGAGCACUUCAUCGUACAGGAAAGUUUUAAUCCUGCAGCAAAUUUCACCGAAUUACGAACACGUUUACAAAAUUAUGAUGAUAGUCGACUACAAAGAAAUCAAGCAAAAGAAGAUAGUGCAACAGCUAUGUAUUCUGGAAAUACGUCAGGAAGAAACAAAGGUCCAACCAAGCCGAAGGGAGAUUGUUUUGUAUGCGGAAACCCUGGACAUUUCGCCAAGCAAUGUAGUAAAAGAAGUUCAGCUUACUGCUCAAAGUGCAAGAAAAAGGGACAUUUACCAAAAGCAUGCAGAGGUUCAAGUAAACCUGAUAAAUCCACAAAAGAACCCAACUCAUUUGCAUCAUAUUCUCAAUGUAUGAACAGUGGUACUAAAACAAGCAGUGGUACUGGCAAACCAAACCAUCUCAUUAUCGAUACUGGUUGUACUGAUCACAUCAUUAGCCAAAAGGAACUGUUUGAAAACUUACAACCUUGCAGCAUCAAAAAUGUUAAAGAUCCAAAGGGAAAUUUUACUCCUGUUGAAGGAAUUGGUGAUGUACCAGUAAAGCUUCAUCUGAAAAAUGGAAAAGAGGAAGAAAUGGUUCUACGAAACGUACUUUAUGUGCCAAACUAUGAAGUGAACCUGCUUUCUGUCAAUCGAUCCGUCAGAUUUGGACACAAAUUCGUAUUUAAUAAAAGUGAAGCAAAGUUAAGAUUAAAUUAUGGUCCACAAGUCGAUCUCACUGAAGACAGUGGUUUAUUUUAUCUGAAGAUUACCUUUCAAAGGUCCAGUGCAUGUCAUUCUACCACUUACAACACAAAUAAAGCAGCAAUCAAAGGAGGUAUUAAUCUGUGGCACCAAAGGCUCGGACACUUAAACUCUUUGACGGCAAAUCCCAAAUCAUUCACCGCUAGCGGAUGAAUGAUUGGAUGUUCAUAUCUUCGGUUCGGUGCAUGCUAUGAAGACAGAAAUACCACCAUUCGAUUCAGAAAUAAAAGAUUCAACUAAUUCGUCACUAUAGCUAUAGCCAUUAUCAAUAUUGUAGCGAUUUAUGGGCCUUUCAAGUCAAACACGAUCAUAUUGUAUCAAAUUACGCAAUUGUCUGAACAAAAAUAUAACCCCGUGGAUAUUCGUCCGACACCGGAUCUUCUUGCUUCACGGCUAUUAAUCCGACAACGCUUUAAAAGCUAACACUAAACCACUAAAUGCUUGCGUUGUUUCUUAAGAACGAAGCAACAACAUAUUAUUAUAUACGCUAUACGUUUCGACGGUUUCGUACGCGAAAAUCACGAAGAAAAAAAAAGUAUAAAAAAAAAAUAAUAAAAUUGUGGCACGAGCAGGAAAUUCAUCCCAGAACUCCGCGCACACAAUACGGGUGCCUAAACCACAACACUACGGAGGAAUCGCUUGAAUUUCAGUUAAAUUUACGCAGUUUUAUAUUUAACGAGUUUAAUGAUUAUGGAAAUGUCGGACGAAUAUCCACUUCCAAAAUAUAAACUUAGCCAUACCUUUCGCCGAAAAUAACUUCGGCCCCUUCGAACAUAUCGUCUUUGUAAUAGUCUUGUUCGAAUCCCCAUUAAAAACACUAUUUAGAGUGUUAUUUGCAAGCCUGUAUCUUCAAAUCUGUAUAUUUUAUCAAUAUAUUUCCAUUUCUUGUCCGACUGUGAGCUCGAAGUGAGUUAAUCCCAACCGGAAGUACGACAGAAAACCGUCAAAACAAUUCGAAGCUUGUAUCGUAUGACCCUGCAAAGGCCAGAAAUGGUUCGCAAGGUCAGAUUGCACCUACACGCGUGAGUUUGACGUCAUCCCGGCCACAGGAGCUUCUUAUUGGCCAAUUAUUGCGCAAUGUACGCAAGUGCGAGUAAAACCCGCAUCUUGAAAAAUUCAAAAUAAAUAUUUCUACUCGCCGUAUUCAAACGAAAUUUUGUACACGAAAGCGCUUGAAUACAAAGAGUAUUUUACACAUAUAGCCGUUCAGACAAUGACGAAAAGUUCAAGAGAUAUUCAAGAUUAUCUGGAUAUGAAAUUCAGAAUCUUUGGCCAAGCGGUGAGUAAAUAUAUGAUUGUUUCGGUUUGUGUAAUGUUUUGACGGCACUUGACCCCCCGUUCGAAAGGUUAUUUUGUGAGGAUUUCAAUGGUGGGUUUUAUUUAAAAGGGGGGUAAAUACUCGCCGAGAUAUUUACAAUAGAAAAAUUAAGUCGUAAUGUAAUGCGAAACCGUCUUGCCGUCAAAGAGUUAAACAAGGAUGACGUCAAACGCACCAUUGGCUGUGAAGAUAAUUUGAAGGAAGUAUGCGAAACGUGUGCACUUGGAAAGCAAUCUAGUAAACCUGUACCGAAAGAAACGCAGAACAAGUCGCAGAAAGUUCUCAAACUCGUUUACUCAGAUAUACUCGGUCCAUUUGAAGUACCUAGCCUCAGUGGAUCCAGAUAUGCGAUUACAUUUAUCGACGAAUACUCGAAACAUUCCAUCGUAAAGUUUAUGAGCAAGAAAUCCCAAGCUUUUGAAAAAUUUAAAAAGUAUGUAGCUGAAUAUGGAACACCUCAAAGACUGAGAACUGACAAUGGAGCUGAAUACACAUCGAAGCAAUUCAAGGAUUACUGCAGAGACUCAAAAAUAAAGCAAGAAUUUACUGUUCCAGAACGCUUCAAUCGAACUGUAGUUGAAAUGGGACGGUCUCUGUUAAUCCAAGCCAAGUUACCAAAGUGCUACUGGGUAAGUUCACAAGCAGCUCACAUACGAAAUCUUACAGUAACUGCCAAUAGCAACCAUGGAAAGAGUCCUUUUGAACUCUUUACCGGAAAACCACCAAGGCGCAACCACCUACGAGUUUUUGGCUGCACGGCAUAUGUUAUGAAAAGAAAGAUCAACAUGAAGAAGCUGGAUUCGAGAUCGGUGAAAGCCAAAUUUAUCGGUUAUGAUGACAAAAGCACAGCCUACAUCUUGCAAGAAUUCGACUCAAAAAAGAUCAUCAAAGCACGUAAUGUCAUCUUCAAAGAGAACGAAAUCCAGUCAUUCUCAGCCAGAGAAACGAUGAGUCCGGACAACCCAAACCUUGUGAGUCCCAACAUGGAUUUUGAAGAUGAACGCUCGAAUGACGAAGGCACAAAGAUACCGGUCCAAGCUAGAGUGGGGGGAAAUGAUAAGACACCUGUUGUUCAAAAUCCACAUCAAGUCGAAGAAAACCCUGAGGAAGACGAAGUCGCACUCCCCAGAGAAAGCAGAAAUCGUCGCCCCCCGGAACGAUAUGGAUUACCCUAG
Paramuricea clavata is the source of this 3679-nucleotide messenger RNA. NCBI's taxonomy places the organism in Eukaryota, Metazoa, Cnidaria, Anthozoa, Malacalcyonacea, Plexauridae. The record is from the annotation of a GenBank genome assembly.